UCGUACCCUCUCUAUCUCAAUGACUCAAACUCUGUAAUACUGUCGAUUGAUUGAUUCCUCUCACGAGGAGAAACGUUCUGACCUAUAGAUCACUCAGGAUAUAAUCGGAUUCGAGCUGAUUCGCUGCGAAUUAGAACCCUAAAUUCUAGGAAUGAUAAUGCAUUGUCCUGUCUCUUCUUCGUCACUUAGCUUCCACCUGAAUCUUCAAUCGAGCAGUAUCGGAGCAACAAAAGUCUCUGCUCAAGUCAACGCAAGUCAAAGAAAUCACUCCAAGAAACUCACUAAGAAUCUCCGUAAUCCACGCCGCACCAAGCUUCCUCCUGAUUUCGGUGUUAAUCUGUUUCUGAGGAAACCACCAGUUACUGAACCAUUAGCAGAAGAUCAAGAACCAGAAGAGGAGCAAGUGGACGAUACUGAUGUCUGGGAGCCAGAAGAAAUCGAGGCGAUUUCAUCGCUUUUCCAGAAAAGGAUCCCUCAAAAACCCGGGAAACCGAUCCGAGCUAGGCCUUUGCCGCUUCCACAACCUCACAAGUUACGACCUUUGGGUCUUCCAACUCCAAAGCACAACAUCAAAUCAGCUGCAUCGUCUUCUGUAUCGAAGCAAGUGUGUAAAGAUCCAAGCUUUCUCAUCGGUUUAGCUAGAGAGAUCAAAAGCUUGCCUUCUUCUGAUGCUGAUGUCUCUCUUGUUCUCAACAAAUGGGUUAGCUUCUUGCGUAAAGGAUCACUCUCCACGACGAUUCGAGAAUUGGGUCACAUGGGUUUGCCUGAGAGAGCUUUGCAGACUUAUCGUUGGGCUGAGAAGCAUUCUCAUCUGUUCCCGGAUAACCGGAUCCUGGCAUCAACUGUUCAGGUUUUGGCCAAGCACCACGAGCUGAAACUUCUUAAAUUCGACAAUAGUUUGGCUAGCAAGAACGUUAUCGAAGCAAUGAUCAAAGGGUGCAUCGAAGGUGGAUGGCUGAAUCUAGCACGGAAGCUUAUACUGAUCGCAAAGAGCAACAAUCGUAUACUCGACUCGAGUGUUUACGUGAAGAUGAUUGUGGAAAUAGCUAAAAACCCUGACAAAUACCAUCUCGUUGUUCCACUUCUCGACGAGCUGAAAGAAAGAGAAGACUUGAGAUUGAGCCAACAAGACUGCACAAGUGUUAUGAAGAUCUGUGUGAAACUGGGAAGAUUCGAGCUCGUUGAAUGUCUCUUUGACUGGUUUAAAGAAUCGAACAGAGAACCGAGCGUUGUGAUGUACACUACGAUGAUACAUAGCCGGUGUUCGGAAGAGAAAUACCGGGAGGCGAUGAGUAUGGUUUGGGAGAUGGAGGAAUCUAACUGUCUUCUUGAUCUUCCAGCUUAUAGAGUAGUCAUUAAACUGUUUGUGGCAUUGGAUGAUUUGGGAAGAGCAAUGAGGUAUUACUCGAAACUCAAGGAAGCUGGAUUCUCUCCAACGUAUGAUAUUUAUCGAGAUAUGAUUAGUGUAUAUAUUGCUUCCGGGCGAUUUACAAAGUGUAAAGAGAUAUGUAAAGAGGUUGAAGAUGCUGGAUUGAGGUUGGAUAGUGACACUUCAUUUAGGUUGUUGCAGCUCGAAAAGCAAGUAAUGUCUCUUCAAGUAUAAACACUUUGCACUGAAGAGAAAGUUCCAGUUUUGUUUUCU
Eutrema salsugineum is the source of this 1642-nucleotide messenger RNA. Its product is annotated as pentatricopeptide repeat-containing protein At2g01860. Gene Ontology annotation, molecular function: protein binding. The record is from RefSeq and is a predicted model, not a curated record. The transcript is spliced from 2 exons. Bases 152 to 1603 code for a protein of 483 amino acids. Lineage: Eukaryota; Viridiplantae; Streptophyta; Magnoliopsida; Brassicales; Brassicaceae.